AACAUUUGCUAAGUAAUUAUAUAUCAAUGAAGGUUCAUGAGUUUUCCAACGGGUUUUCGUCAUGGGAACAACAUGACUCACCAUCAUCUCUUAGCCUAAGCUGCAAACGCCUCCGUCCUCUCGUCAGGAAGCUCUCCGGCAGCCCAUCCUCCCCUCCUUCUUCUUCCUCCGGCGUCACUUCCGCCACUUUGGACCUCAAGAGCUUCAUUAAACCCGAUCAAAUGGGUCCAAGAAAAUUUGAAUACUCUCUGGAACACAAAAGAGAUCUUCCUCAAGUGGAGACGCACCCGGGAGGGACACGGUGGAACCCGACUCAAGAACAGAUAGGGAUACUUGAGAUGUUGUACAAAGGUGGAAUGCGUACUCCUAACGCUCAACAGAUCGAACAUAUCACAUCUCAACUUGGUAAGUACGGAAAAAUCGAAGGUAAAAAUGUGUUCUACUGGUUCCAAAACCACAAAGCCCGGGAGAGACAAAAGCAGAAGAGGAACAACCUCAUCGGCUUAAGUUUCCAAAGCAGCUUUAAGACCACUAGUGUCGCUGACCCGAGUGUAACAACAACAAAAACAAGAACAUCAUCGUCACUAGAGAUCAGGAGAGAAUCAAUGAUGGAGAAGGAGGAGUUAGUGGAAGAGAAUGAGUAUAAGAGAACAUGUAGGAGCUGGGGAUUUGAGAACUUGGAGAUAGAGCGCAAGAGAAACAUAAAUAGUAGUACAAAUGCUACAAUGGCAACUACUUUUAAUAAAAUCAUUGACAAUGUAACCCUUGAGCUUUUCCCUUUGCACCCUGAAGGUAGGUGAAGAAGAUGAGGCAGACAAUGUGGAAUUCUUAUGUAGAUCUGGUUUAGGUUCAGACGAAGUAGUUGAUAUCUAGAAAAAAGACAAAAAAAUAAUAAGUUUCUGAAAUUACAAAAUCUACUUAAGAAUUCCCUCAAUCUGUGAGUCUGAUGUAUCCUGUACUGUAGAUCUUUCCGAUGUAUUCUUAACUAUGAAAUCAUAGUUUAGCUCGUCUCUAGCUAUAAUUAUGUAUUUUUGUUCUU
This is a messenger RNA of Eutrema salsugineum, 1039 nucleotides long. RefSeq names its product WUSCHEL-related homeobox 4. Gene Ontology annotation, molecular function: DNA binding; DNA-binding transcription factor activity. The transcript has 3 exons. Gene Ontology annotation, biological process: procambium histogenesis; cell division; phloem or xylem histogenesis. The record is from RefSeq and is a predicted model, not a curated record. Lineage: Eukaryota; Viridiplantae; Streptophyta; Magnoliopsida; Brassicales; Brassicaceae. Gene Ontology annotation, cellular component: nucleus. Bases 27 to 800 code for a protein of 257 amino acids.